Messenger RNA from Panthera uncia (snow leopard), 1906 nucleotides. It is a transcript of the gene SERPINB9, whose product is annotated as serpin family B member 9. Gene Ontology annotation, cellular component: cytoplasm. Gene Ontology annotation, molecular function: serine-type endopeptidase inhibitor activity. The transcript is spliced from 7 exons. Lineage: Eukaryota; Metazoa; Chordata; Mammalia; Carnivora; Felidae. Bases 219 to 1346 code for a protein of 375 amino acids. The record is from RefSeq and is a predicted model, not a curated record. Gene Ontology annotation, biological process: negative regulation of endopeptidase activity.
CCUGGCCGCGCCCAGCCGGCGGUUACGCGGGGGCGCAGCUCACGCACCGCCCCCAGCGGAGGGCAGGAAGCGUGGAGGUCGCCGGGGCGAGCAUAAAAUUCUGCGGCCGCUGCCUCCCGACGCGAGCUGGACCCAGGGGGCGGCUCUUCCCGGAGAGGUCGGCGUAGGCCCGGACGACAGCCACGGGAGGAGCGCGGCGGUGCCGAAGAGCCUGUAUCAUGGAUGCCCUUUCUGAAGCAAAUGGCACCUUUGCCUUUCACCUUUUAAAGAUGCUGUGUCAGGACAGCCCUUCACGCAACGUGUUUUAUUCUCCUGUGAGCAUCUCUUCUGCCCUGGCCAUGGUCUUCCUGGGGGCAAAAGGAAACACUGCUGCCCAGAUGGCCCAGGUGCUUUCUUUAAACACAGAGAAAGAUAUUCAUCAGAGUUUCCAGUUACUUCUUACUGAAGUGAACAAACCUGGCACCCAGUACUUGCUCAGAACAGCCAACAGGCUCUUUGGAGAAAAGACGUGUGAAUUCCUCUCAACCUUUAAGGAAUCCUGUCUUCAGUUCUACCAUGCUGAACUUGAGCAGCUUUCCUUUGCCAAAGCUGCAGAGCAGUCCAGGAAACACAUCAACACUUGGGUCUCAAAAAAGACUGAAGGUAAAAUUCAAGACCUGUUGCCGGAUAGCUCGAUUGAUGCACAGACCAGGCUGGUUCUUGUCAAUGCCAUCUACUUCAAAGGAAGGUGGAAUGAACAGUUCAACAAAAUGUACACAAGUGAAAUGCCUUUUAAAAUAAACCAGAAGGAGCAGAGGCUAGUGCAGAUGAUGUUUCAGGAAGCUACAUUUAAGCUUGCCUAUAUUGAAGAGGUGCAGGCCCAGGUCCUGGAGGUGCCCUAUGUGGGUGAGGAGCUGAGCAUGCUCAUUCUGCUCCCAGAUGACAACGUGGAUCUAAGUUCGGUGGAAAAACAUCUCACUUAUGAGAAAUUUAGAGCCUGGACCAAGCCAGAUUGUAUGAAGAGUACCGAAGUGGAAGUUUUCCUUCCGAGAUUUAAACUGGAAGAGGAUUAUGACAUGGAAUCUCUGCUUCAGCGUUUGGGAAUGGUUGAUGCCUUCCAGGGGGACAAGGCUGACUUUUCAGCAAUGUCAGCUGAGAGAGAUCUGUGUCUGUCCAAGUUUGUGCACAAGAGUGUCGUGGAGGUGAAUGAGGAAGGCACAGAGGCCGCGGCUGCCUCGGCCGUCGUGGUUGUGGAGUGUUGCAUGGUAUCUGGACCAAGGUUCUGUGCUGACCAUCCCUUCCUUUUCUUCAUUAGGCACAAUGCAGCCAACAGCAUUCUGUUCUGCGGCAGGUUUUCUGCUCCCUAAGGGUGAGCAUUUCCUGUGUCCUCCUGUCUUGCACCACAGCCCUGUGAACAUGGGUCUUUAAAGCCAAGUGCCUAGGUGAUGAGGGCAGAUUCCUCAUCCGUCUGAAUCUCAUGCUUGUCCACACUCAGCUCUCUCCAUACUGACCACUCAUUUGCCCUACUUAGUCGAGAUCAUGGGACAAUAGAACUUAAUGAUUCCCUGUUGUAUUUAAAAUGCAGUCCAAAUCCCAUAGGAUGGCAUACAAAAUAUUCCUAGAUGACUCCAGACUUCUUCCCCACUCAUUCCACAUGUAACUCAUUUUAGUUACACCAUGUUCUGCCUUGUACCUCAAAACUUGUUGCAUACUUGUCUUAGCCUAUUUCAGUAGUAGUACGUGCUUCUAGCUAAGGCAACUGUUUUAUAGUUUUCCUGGUACAUGUGCUUCUUAGAGUUUCUUUAAUGCACAUUUUUAUUUUAUCUUUGACAUUCAUGCAUCACCAAGUAUGUGGAAAACAGGGCAUCAGGCAUUGGAGACAAAGGGGCAGAGUCAUGGUCUUUUGACAUCUGGUCUUUAAUACUCA